Molecule: messenger RNA, 2895 nt
Organism: Neospora caninum
Lineage: Eukaryota; Apicomplexa; Conoidasida; Eucoccidiorida; Sarcocystidae
Exons: 7
Coding region: 1-2895 (964 amino acids)
Biological process (GO): regulation of cell cycle
Source: RefSeq, a predicted model, not a curated record
AUGGAGACGGGACAGAGCUCGCGGUUCUCGUGGCCCCUAGAAGACUCCCUCGGGAGGCGCGAAGCUUCCCGUUCUUCGCGUCUCUCUCUCCUUCCGUCUCCGUCUUCUUCUCACGUCUCCUCUCAUGCAUCCGUCUCUGUUCCUUCGGCUCGAAGAGGAAGGGAAACCGAGACACGUUGUGUGUCCGGAGGAGACGUCAAACGCUUCUUUCUCUCUCCCCUCACCUCCUCUCCUCUCAGCCUAGAUCUUGUUACCCCUGAGGUGAAUGCGCCUCCCCAAGACUCCUCUUCCUCUUCUUCCUCUUCUUCUGCUUUGCCUGCGCCCCCGUUCUCUUCUUUUCUUUCUUCGUUUUUUACACCCUCGACUCUGUUUGCCUCUCCUCGCCGCCGCACCUCCAGGGAUGGCGCUUCUCCCUCGCGCGGAGACCGUCUGCGGUCGCCUGUCUCGGCGCAUGGAGAAACCUCCUCUAAGACCUCGAGAAAUCUCCUGACGCCUGCGGCCCAAGCGCCUGUGUCACCUCCCUCCUCCAACCCGCUCUUUCUGCGCGAUGCCCCAGAGACUGUCUCCGCGCCAGAGACUGUCUCGAGCGCCGGCGCGCCCGUGUCUCUUCGUGCCGGGGACGCGUCUCCUCUUCGGCUGUCUUUUGGAGACCCAAGUAAAGGGGGAGAAGUGCCUGUGCAUGUAUCGGGCGGUCACGGGGAAGCGCAUCUCGGUGAGGAGGCUGACGCAUCUCUCGCAAAUCUGCACGAAUGUGUCGACACCCCUCAACCUCCGUCGUCUGUUCCGCUGUCUCCUGCCGUGGCAUCGGUCGGGCCUCUGGAGUGUCUCGAGGUUCAGGAAACUCCCGCGAGGACGCCCCAUUCUCUCGACGCACCUCUCGCGUCUUCUCUUUUCGCUCUCUCGCACCUCCCGCCUGUCGCUCUGCCUUCGCAAAGUGUCCCUCCUUCCGCAGGCGAAACGCCUCCCGCCCCGGCCUCUCCGGGCCUUGCGGUCUCCUCUGCGCCUCGCGGCGAGCGCUGCAACCGCUGCGCGGCAGGCGCGAAGCGAAGAAGCCAGUGCAGCGGUGUCUGUACAGUGGACACGCGCGUCUGUCUGUCGUGCGCACUCGCCUUUCUCACGUCGAUCUCCCUCGAAGAAAAGACAGUCGGCGCGGAAACGUACCCGCAGGGCGCCGUCCCCGGUGUCUCCGCGCCGGGGCGCAGCGCGGAGACAGUCUCUGGGGCCGGCCCGCUGGCGCACGCAGGUGUCUCGGCGCCUGCGUCGCCGGAUGCGGUCGUGUGUCUCUCGAGUCAGGAGACGCGGUUGCUCCUGGAGGAAGAAGCCAAAGAGGCUGCACAGGCUCGGCGGCAUCGCCUGCUGGGGGGUGGAGACGCAGCAGAGACUGUCGAGAACUUUUUGUUUCUGCUGCAUGCGCUUCAGACGGCGUCGCCGGCAGAGCGGACGGAAGCGCAGGCGCAGCUCCUCCAGUUCCUCAGGGAAGGCGAACUGGGUCUCGCGCGCGCUCUGCUCGACCGGGUGUAUGCGGGGACACCGGGGCGCGACAGCCGCAUGGACAGUGCGGAGACGCACGCAAGGCCUUUCUCUUCCCAGCGCGGAGCUGAAAGCGUUCGCGUCAUCGUCGGCUACCAGGCCGCAUGCGUCGCGUGUUUCUCGCAGAUCCGCGACGCCUCCUCAGGUCCGCGAGCGGCCGGAGUCGCCCCGGAGCCCAGCCGGCGAAUGCUCGCGGGACCGGGCGCCGCGGGACCGAAGACAGGCGCGGAUUCGCGAGGAAAAGACAAGACGCCUCGGAGGCGAUCUCCUCGUCCCUCGUUUCUGGAAGCGAUCUUCUCCGCGUUUUCCUGGACGCGGACUCGUGACCGCCGAGUCGCGCAACGCCGACAGGGCCGCGCGGACGAAACCAAGAGGGGUUUGGAAGCAAGGCGGGGCGUCCCAGUCGGUGGCGAGAGUCCGCUCGAGAGCGCGGAUUCACGGGGUUUCUUUCUUCCGCGGCACGCGGCGCGCUUGCGCGGCGCGAAGCGAGACCGGGGCGAUCGGGAAGCCUCGCGAAGACUGCUCGCUUUCUUUCGAACACGGCUAGGCGACCGGCCCCGCGAAGAAGGUGCGCCAAGCGACCGCAGUUUCCAAAGGAAAUUCUCCAGAUGGAGACGCAAGAGGCCUCGCGACGCGCACUUCCUCGCGGGCGCGACGCCCAGCGGCCUGCGCAAGGCGAUGGGGCGAGGCGUCUCUGCGGCCAAGCGACGCCGGAGACGAGGCGUCUCCUACGCCCAGUUCCUCUUUCCUUCGCAGUUCUCCUACGACCCUUACGCCCUGGACAAUAUGCGCUUUCAACAGGGGCGACAUCAAACCGUCAUGUGCAUGCUGGGAUCGAGCGUCUCAGUCAUUCCCUACUUCCCUCCACACCAACUCAAGGAAGAACUCAAUCAACAGUUUCACAAGAUGCACCCUUCUGUUCAUCCCUCCAUGACGCUCUCCAAACUCAGAAGCCUCAAGCUCGACAUGUUCGCUUUGAUUGAACAGGAAGAGCAUCUCGAUGUCUCGACCGUCGCCUGUGCUUGGGUCUAUUUUGAGCGCCUCGUGCAGAUGGGUGCCGUCGACAAAACCGUCAGGAAGCUCUACGCCGGGGCGUGCCUGAUUCUCGCGUUCAAGUUCAACCAGAACGGCGAGCCCAAAAUCGUGCAGCGUCUCUGCGGACUCCUCAAGCACCUAGACCGCCAACGCGGCCUUCCGGCACAUGUGCUCUGUCAAGCGGAGUUCACGGUUUUCGGGCUCCUGGGUUUUUCACUCCAGCUGUCGAUCGAGCAUGUGCUACCGCACAUUCUUCACUAUCUGGAGUCGAAGGACACGGCAUUUGAAGAGGUCUACGGUUCACCGGAGACGGCCUUCUUCAGUGCGUAG